AUGGUCAACAUUCCAAAAACCCGCCGGACCUACUGCAAGGGCAAGGACUGCAAGAAGCACACCCAGCACAGAGUCACCCAGUACAAGGCAGGCAAGGCUUCGCUAUUCGCCCAGGGUAAGCGCCGUUACGAUCGCAAACAGAGUGGUUAUGGUGGUCAGACCAAGCCCGUCUUCAGAAAGAAGGCCAAGACCACCAAGAAGGUCGUUCUCCGAAUGGAAUGCACAGUCUGCAAGACCAAGGCACAGCUCGCUCUGAAGCGAUGCAAGCACUUCGAGCUUGGUGGUGACAAGAAGACCAAGGGUGCUGCUCUUGUUUUCUAA
Nannizzia gypsea CBS 118893 is the source of this 321-nucleotide messenger RNA. RefSeq names its product 60S ribosomal protein L42. The record is from RefSeq and is a predicted model, not a curated record. Gene Ontology annotation, cellular component: ribosome; cytosolic large ribosomal subunit. Gene Ontology annotation, biological process: translation. Lineage: Eukaryota; Fungi; Ascomycota; Eurotiomycetes; Onygenales; Arthrodermataceae. Gene Ontology annotation, molecular function: structural constituent of ribosome. Bases 1 to 321 code for a protein of 106 amino acids. The transcript is spliced from 4 exons.